AUGGAGGAUUGGAGGGGGGAGAAGAAGAAGGUUGGGGCUGUUGUGGGGGUGGCUGAAGAAGCAGAAUUCUUCGUCAUAUUCUGGUCCCUUCAUAUCUAUCUAUCUAUCUAUCUAUCUAUCUAUCUAUCUAUCUAUCUAUCUCAAUGUGUUGAUAUCAAUCUAUCAAAGAAUUUGUCCGUAUGCAUGUUUUUAUGUAUCUAUCUCAGUCUGUUCAUAUCUAUUUGUCCAUCACGGUCUUCUCAUGUACGUCUCUCUUUCUCUAUCUAUCUAUCUAUCUAUCUAUCUAUCUAUCUAUCUAUUUCAACAAAAACUUAUUUGCAUGCAUGUAUCUAUCUAUCUACCACAAUAUCGUCUUUCUUACCACAUCUCUCUCUCUCUCUCUCUCUCUCUCUCUCUCUCUCUCUCUCUCUCUCUCUCUUUUUUCUCUUUCUUUUUAUAUACUCCACUUUUUCUCUUGGGCACUCCGAGGCGGUCUUUCAUCUAGCUAAAUCUAUUAAUUAUCUAUCUAUCUCAAUCUUCUCAUAUCUAUCUAUCUAUCUAUCUAUCUAUCUAUCUAUCUAUCUAAAUCUUCCCAAUCUAUCUAUCUAUCUAUCUAUCUAUCUAUCUAUCUAUCUAUCUAUCUAUCUAUCUAUCUAUCUGUUUCAUUCUAAUAUCUAUCUAUCUAUCUAUCUAUCUAUCUAUCUAUCUAUCUAUAGAACGGACAUAUAUGAUAGCUGCGUGCUUGUGCGCAUAUAUCAUGCAUAA
This is a messenger RNA of Acanthosepion pharaonis, 744 nucleotides long. NCBI's taxonomy places the organism in Eukaryota, Metazoa, Mollusca, Cephalopoda, Sepiida, Sepiidae. The record is from the annotation of a GenBank genome assembly.